Musa acuminata AAA Group (dessert banana) is the source of this 3080-nucleotide messenger RNA. Its product is annotated as large ribosomal subunit protein uL5m. The coding region runs from base 3 to 557 and encodes 184 amino acids. Gene Ontology annotation, molecular function: RNA binding; structural constituent of ribosome. The record is from RefSeq and is a predicted model, not a curated record. NCBI's taxonomy places the organism in Eukaryota, Viridiplantae, Streptophyta, Magnoliopsida, Zingiberales, Musaceae. The transcript has a single exon. Gene Ontology annotation, cellular component: cytosolic large ribosomal subunit; ribosome. Gene Ontology annotation, biological process: translation.
UCAUGAUAUUUCCACUCCAUUUUCAUUACGAAGAUGUCUCACGUCAGGAUCCGUUGCUCAAACCGAAUCACGCCAACGUUAUGGAAGUUCCUGGAUCGUUUGAAAUCAGAUUAGUACCAUCAGCUGCCUUCAUUAUUCCAUUUUCUAAGUUCGCUAUGGAGAUGGAGUGCGGUCAGAGAUUCAUACAGAAACAAAGGAGCCCUUAUUUCCAAGCUGGAAAGGUCAAGUCGUUUCGAUCCAAUACUUUCUUGGGAUCUGAAAAAGACACUGCAUAUGUCAGUUACUUUGAACGACAAAGCGCUCUCCGAGGGCUUGGAAUGUCACAUUUGAUGGUCAGAAUCUCGAUGGUAAUGUCUAUAUUAGAUUCUAAGGUCGAAAUACGGGAAAACCCCAUCCAAUUCUCGAUGGAAACAGAGUUUUUCGAAUUCUCCCCGGAACUAGAAGAGCAUUUCGAGAUCUUCGAGCAUAUUAAAGGGUUCAAUGUGACUAUUGUGACUUCGGCCAACACAAAAGAUGAGACUUUACCAUUGUGGAGCGGCUUUUUGCUAAAAGAUUAAGGGGAGACUAAGUCAGAUGUCGGAGAAGCGAAAUAUACUUGAUCACAAACGUAGAUUGCUUGCGGCUAAAUAUGAAUUGAGACGAAAGCUUUAUAAAGCCUUUAGUAAGGAUUCCGAUCUUCCAUAUGAGAUGCGGGACAAGCUUCGUUAUAAGUUGUCCAUGUUGCCAAGAAAUAGUGCCUUUGCACGAAUAAGAAACCGAUGUAUUUCCACGGGUCGCCCUCGUUCCGUAGUUAAGUUCUUUCGCAUUUCUCGUAUUGUUUUUCGUGGAUUAGCAUCUCGAGGUCCUUUGAUGGGCAUUACAAAAUCCUCUUGGUAGCACAACAAAGGUUAUAGCUCCGAAGCUGGUACACAAGCAAGGGUUUUAGGUACAUUACCAUAUGGCUCCUGACCGAAAAGACCUAAUAGAGUAAUCCCAACUCUCGCAGCAGAGAUGAUAACAGCACGGGAAUCGAUUGGCUCUCCACCGAAUCAGACAUAGACUUCAAGCUGGGUAGUACUCUUGGAAAGAUAGAAGAUCACCCCGUGAACAACAUCUAAAGUGACGAAUGGCACCACCAAGACAUUAUUAACAAUUCUUUUUCCAUUGUCAGAGAACUCUUGUUCAUGUUCACGCCUACGUGCUGAGCCCACCAUUUAAGUCAGAGUCUGGGAGUGGGCCCCAUUACUAACACAACCAAAUAGGGUUCCAAAUGAGAAAGACCAAUAUGUUAUUCGUUUCGUUGGUAGAACCUACGCUCAUUUUACAAUAUGAUAGUUGAUUGACUCUCUCUCGUCCAAUAAAAAGCCAUAAUAGUAUAUCCGAGAGUCAAGUCACUUUCAACACUUCUGAUUCUCUCCUUUCCAAAGCUCCACAAGGCAAGCAAAAUACGUCAAGUAAUAGGAGUCGAAAUUCCAUAAGUAAUAGGACAUGACAUACUGUAGUAGCUUGGUUUGUUCAUUGGUCUUUCUUUCUUUUUGAGUUCUUUCUUAGUUUAGAUGGAAAUCGACGUUCUUUUCCAAAGUAGUAGGGCACUUCUUAAUUCAAGGCUUUUCUUUCAUAGGGUUCUCUUAAUGACUAGUCGUUUGAAGCCUUAAUCAAUCAAGUUUCCGUUUCUUUUGCUUGGCCCGUUGCCCAGUCACAGCCUCCUUCUCGCCCAAAUUGGAUUAAUGCAGGCAGCUUUUUUCUGAUUCAGGGCGCAGCGAAGCCCAUUUCUAUAUCAAGGCAAAGAGAUCAAAUAAGGGGAAGAGGAGUUUUCACGAAAGAAGAUAAAUGACUCUAAGGAACCAACGAUUCUCUAUUCUUAAACAACCCAUACCCUCCACACUUAACCAGCAUUUGAUAAAUUAUCCAACUCCGAGCAAUAUUAGUUAUUGGUGGGGUUUCGGUCCGUUAGCUGGUAUUUGUUUAGUGAUUCAGAUAGUAACUGGCGUUUUUUUAGCUAUGCAUUACACACCUCAUGUGGAUCUAGCUUUCAACAGCGUAGAACACAUUAUGAGAGAUGUUGAAGGUGGCUGGUUGCUCCGUUAUAUGCAUGCUAAUGGGGCAAGUAUGUUUCUCAUUGUGGUUCACCUUCAUAUUUUUCGUGGUCUAUAUUAUGCGAGUUAUUGCAGUCCUAGGGAAUUUGUUCGGUGUCUCGGAGUUGUCAUAUUCCUAUUAAUGAUUGUUACAGCUUUUAUAGGAUACGUACCACCUUGGGGUCAGAUGAGCUUUUGGGGAGCUACAGUAAUUACAAGCUUAGCUAGCGCCAUACCAGUAGUAGGAGAUACAAUAGUUACUUGGCUUUGGGGUGGUUUCUCCGUGGACAAUGCAACCUUAAAUCGUUUUUUUAGUCUCCAUUAUUUACUCCCCCUUAUUCUAGUAGGCGCCAGUCUUCUUCAUCUGGCCGCAUUGCAUCAAUAUGGAUCAAAUAAUCCAUUGGGUGUACAUUCUGAGAUGGAUAAAAUCACUUCUUACCCAUAUUUUUAUGUAAAGGAUCUAGUAGGUCGGGUAGCUUUUGCUAUCUUUUCUUCCAUUUGGAUUUUUUAUGCUCCUAAUGUUUUGGGGCAUCCCGAUAAUUAUAUACCUGCUAAUCCGAUGUCCACCCCGCCUCAUAUUGUGCCGGAAUGGUAUUUCCUACCGAUCCAUGCCAUUCUUCGCAGUAUACCCGACAAAUCCGGAGGUGUAGCCGCAAUAGCACCAGUUUUUAUAUCUCUGUUGGCUUUACCUUUUAUGAAAAAUAUGUUUAUUCGUAGUUCCAGUUUUCGCCCGAUUCACCAAGGAAUCUUUUGGUUGCUUUUGGCAGAUCGCUUAAUACUAGGUUGGAUCGGAUGUAAACCAGUGGAGGCACCAUUUGUGACUAUUGGACAAAUUCCUUCCUUUUUGUUCUUCUUGUUCUUUGCCAUAACGCCCAUUCUGGGACGGGUUGGAAGAGGUAUUCCAGAUUCUUACACGGAUGCAACUUGAUCAAACACCUGAUCAGUGCAUUUUUCUUACAACCAACAGUUUGCCAUUAACGAGUCCUUUGAGUAUAUUACACUAUGAAUUUACAAGCAGAUGAGUUU